UGUAUUCAGAAUCGUACAGACUGUUUAAUACACGAUGUGUAUGUAUGGUAUACAUUUGAAUGUCGCUUGUCGAUGCCAAACUGUUUAUCUGUGACCGCGUGUACCGCAUAUUAUUGAGAAUUAAAAUAAUUUUUAUUUGCACAUAAUUUUCGACAUUCGAUCGCGACAGCAAAAAUGUCGUCAGCCUAAAUUUAUAGAUUUUGUCUGUGAACAUUGUAAUACAAUCAAUUCAAGUGUAUGUCGUCAUCGUCAUGUUUUCUUAUAUCAAAGUUCAUUUGUUUACACGAGACAACGACUUCAAGUGAAAUGAAUAUGUCACAAUAUCUAUAUUUCAUGAAAAAUUCAUUGAAAGCGACAACUAUGGUCGUAUUGUUGAAAUAAAAUUUGUUCAAAAUUAUUUACAUCGUACCCACAUGAAUUCGAAUAUGCGAAAUUGUAAUAUUUUAAUCAGCUGAUUUGAUUUCAUUGAUGUAAGUAUUGCAAAACAGUGUCGUUUACGGUCGAAACAAGAAGAAGAAAGAAGGUUGAUAACAACAUAUGCGGAUUGAAACGCAUUUAAGCGUAAAUUAUACUCACUCAACAACGACUCAUAAUUCUCACGCCCGUUUAAUUGAUUAUCAAAGUCAAGUAAAUUAUAUAAAACGUACACAACAACACAACGAAUAUACAUGAUUCCAGUGAUUAAAUCGCUACUGUGAAAGCAUACAAAAAGUCAUAGCAUAAUUAUUUUCAUAAAUCGAUUCGUGUAUUGCAUUCAAUUUACCACCAAACUUUUACCGUGACACAUUUUUUUACACCUGCUGCAUACUUUUACUUGUGAAUUGUUGUUUUCACAACGAAAAAACGACAAAAAAUGGACCGAAUCAUUCGGGGAAUUAUGCGAUACAGACACACGACCCGAGAACAAAUGGUCCAGGAAUUCAUCAAAGUGAAAAAUGAUCCACAUCCAAAAGCAGUGUUUUUCACGUGCAUGGACAGUAGAAUGAUUCCGACCAGAUUUACUGAGACACAUGUCGGCGAUAUGUUUGUUGUGAGAAAUGCUGGGAAUUUAGUUCCGCACGCGCAACAUUUUCAAGAUGAAUAUUUUAGCUGUGAACCGGCCGCACUAGAAUUGGGUUGCGUUGUAAAUAAUAUUCGGCAUAUAAUUAUUUGUGGUCAUAGUGAUUGUAAAGCGAUGAAUUUGUUGUAUUCAUUACGUGAUAAAGAGAAAGCAUCGGCCGAUCAACGAAGGAUAUCACCAUUGAAGGCUUGGCUAUGUGCACAUGCCACUGAUUCGAGUUUAGAUCGAUUUUUAAAGUGGCAAGAAGCUGGCAUGAAAGAUCCACUGAUUUUUUCGUCGGAAACGCCGCUGCGGAAAUUCAUCGCUUACAUUGAUACAGAGAAUAAAUUCGGCAUUGAAGAUAAAUUAUCACAGAUCAAUACCUUGGAACAAUUGUCAAAUGUUGCAUCGUAUGGAUUUUUGAAGCGACGGCUCGAAACCCAUGAUUUACACAUUCAUGCACUUUGGUUUGAUAUUUACACCGGUGACAUUUAUUAUUUCAGCCGCGGUCAAAAACGUUUUGUUGAAGUAAAUGAGGAAAAUUCACAACAAAUCAUCGAAGAAGUGAAUCGAUUUUAUUCAUGAGCCAUUUUUUCUAUAAAACAUUACUACUGCCUUACUAGAUGUAUACUAUUGUUUAUGAACAAAUUUGUUAACAUUCGAUUAGACUUAAAUUCCAUGUGUGUAUAUUUAUAUUUGAGCGAAUAACAAAGUGGGCCAAAGGUCGGUAA
This is a messenger RNA of Contarinia nasturtii (swede midge), 1770 nucleotides long. RefSeq names its product beta carbonic anhydrase 1 (gene CAHbeta). The record is from RefSeq and is a predicted model, not a curated record. Gene Ontology annotation, molecular function: zinc ion binding; carbonate dehydratase activity. The coding region runs from base 854 to 1624 and encodes 256 amino acids. Lineage: Eukaryota; Metazoa; Arthropoda; Insecta; Diptera; Cecidomyiidae. The transcript is spliced from 4 exons.